This is a messenger RNA of Ilyonectria robusta, 2831 nucleotides long. RefSeq lists its product as uncharacterized. The transcript has a single exon. The record is from RefSeq and is a predicted model, not a curated record. Lineage: Eukaryota; Fungi; Ascomycota; Sordariomycetes; Hypocreales; Nectriaceae. The annotation marks the transcript as partial.
GUUGGAGGCGGAGGAGGAGCAGAGGAAGGGGGCUGUUUAUAUACAGCAGCAACAGCAGCAGUUGCAGCAACAAAUACAGCAACAAAUGCAGCAACAAAUGCAGCAAUUGCAGAUUAUGCCGGAGACGCCGCCGCCGGUACCUCCGAGGCCGCAGAGCAAUAUAUACUUCUCGCCUCCGCCUCCGCCGCCGCGGCCGGCUCAAACCUCCGGCGGCGCAAGUCCGGUUCCGCCGCCUCGUCCGGGGAUCAUUCACGGCGCCGGACAGGCCAGCGAUUCGUCGUUGCCGCAGGCUUUUAGUCCACCGGAGCCGGCCGCGUACUAUUCGCCGCCCAAGGGCCAGAGCCAGGUUGGGUUGCAGCGGGGUGUUGGCUCGUCGAAUCCGUUCAUGGAGGAGGCUGUUACGCAAAGUUAUCAGGCUCCUUUUGCGACUUCGCCAAUAACUCAGCGGGAUUCCCCAUAUCCCUCUACUGUUGGCUCCUCGAAUCCGUUCCAGGAGCCGAUCCAGCAGAGUUAUCUGUCUCCGCCGACCCAACAGCUGACUCCCCAGUCUGUUUCUCAGGGGACCUCCUUGCCUCCUCUUGGGUCGCCUCAACAGCUUCAGAGCCAACAGAGUUUCUCUCCUUCUGUGACACAGCCGGUUCAUUCUCUGCCUGCUCAGUCUCCUCAACAGGGCGUCCCUCCUCCUCCCCCUCCGGUAUAUCCGGUUCAGGAACAGACUACGCAGCAGGGCUACCGACAUCCUCCAACCCAACAGCCAACGGCUCAGUCUACUCCGCGAGAGGACUUCCCUCUCCCUCCUCCUCCCCCUCCGGUAAACCAGUACCAGGAAAAACCUCAGCAGAACUACCCGCCACAACAACCCGACCAGUUUCAGCAACAAGCCGCCCAACAGAGCUAUAUGCCACAUCAAACACAGCCUUCUCCACCCACGAAUCCUUUGGUAGUUGAGGCAGCUUGGACUCAACAGCCUACAGUCCAGUCUCCAACUCAACCAAAAAUUUCACCUCCCUCAGCGCAGCCAUCUUCUGAAGUACAUUCGAGGAAUCCGAGCAUCACAGCCCAACCGUCCCCACCCCCUCGUCCUUCAAGAACGCCGGAACCUCCCCAGCCCCAUCCCUCAGGUCUAAAGCCGCUCACUGAAUGCCUUGUUGACCCUGCCACAUACGACCUGGAUUGGCUCUACCACCCAGAUGUCCCGUCGUUCGUCAUCUGUGCUCGAUGCUAUAUCGAUCACAUCUACGGCACUCAAUUCCGGGAUACUUUCGCUAGGACAUUUCAUAACGAUAAGAAGCCUCGGAAAUGCAUGUUCGGAACGCAACGCGUGAAGGACCAGCUCUGGCCGGACGCCGUACCAUCUGGAAAUAUCGCACCAAUGCUCGAAUUCAUGAAGAAGAGAGUGCUCAUUGGCGAGUGCCCACAAUCUGUCAUGAUAGAGGGCGGAAACUGGUAUAUAACGGACGAGAUUCCCGGGAUGACCAUGUGCCAAGCAUGCUACGAAGAUGCUUUAAUGGGUACAUCGUUUGGAGAACACUUCAAACUCAAAACCAUCGCCACCCAGUGCUAUUGCGACUCAUCAACUUGGUACAUCAAGCGUCUGUUUGAAGACCACGCCAAGACCAACAACUGGACGGCCUUUUCCGAGGGAGCCAAGACACGGAUUCAACUCCCCAGCUGUCCCAAACAAGCAAAUGCCAAGGCAAAUGAACGUGCAUGGUUCAAGUCUCAGCGCGAGCCAACUGCCAUUCAGGUGUGCGUUGCGUGUUAUUACGACUACUUCUAUGGUACGACGGAUGAGAAUACGUUUGUGCGUGUCCCCGGAGGGGAUCAUGAGACGCGGUGCGUCUUGGGGCAGCUCAAUCUUGUAAUUCCAACACAACAAUCCCUUGCGAAGAAGGACCCGGGGAUUUUCUGGACUGCCACCAAAGGCGUCGACAGACAGCCGUUGUGCGAUGGCACAGGGACCACCCGGGCUACUUGGUACACGCUUCCCAGUGACCCUACUGGGUUUGGUGUAUGCGGAGGUUGCUAUGCUGGAAUCAUCCAGGUGCUAGGCGGAACGAAAGAGUUUGUGCCCAAGCCGGGAACUUCAAAGGCAGAUACACUACUGUGCUGUUUCAACCCGUCCCAUCAUCGUGGCCUGGCGUAUUUAGGUGCAUACUCGGAGUCUCUCCUCAGGGGCGACUGGGCACCGCUCCGCGACAUGGCCACCAAGUUUGGCAACGUGCCGCCCUGUCAGAGAAGCCAGAAGAAGCAAGGCCGUGGUCGUCGGGUCUGGGGAUGGGGCGCCGCAGCCAUCUGCGAGGAGUGCUAUCUCACCGUCGCGCAGGGCACCAGCCUGGAGAGCCAGUUCGCGGUCCACGGGCAGCGUGAUGCCAGCGAUAGAGACCGCAUGUGCGAUCUCUACUCGCCGCGGAUGCGGAGCCUAUACGCGCAGGCGUGCGAAACGGGCGACCUCGCGGGCUUCCUGGCGUACGGCGAGCAUCGCCACCAAGUCUGGUGCGAGACCAUUGGCGUGGCCGAGCAGAUGCUGAUCCAGCAGCGGAUUGCAUCGAUGCGGGCCCAGCAGCUCGCCGCGUCGGGGAGUCUGUAUAAGUUCAUGGGCGGCUCGAUGGACGUAACCAUGGGACACCGCUACACGGUGGGCAAUGCGUACGCUGGGUACGGGCACGCCAAUGAUUUUGUGCUUCAGGGGCAUGUUUAUGAUAGACAGGCGAGUGAGUUGCGGGCGAGUGUGAUGAACCCGUCGAAUGUGGUGCAGAUUGGCAUUUUGGAGCAGAGAUGGAGGGAGGUUGAGUGAUACCAUCUGUAUAGGUACAUAUUGUAUAUGCGUA